Molecule: messenger RNA, 982 nt
Organism: Salvia splendens (bonfire salvia)
Lineage: Eukaryota; Viridiplantae; Streptophyta; Magnoliopsida; Lamiales; Lamiaceae
Exons: 2
Coding region: 77-745 (222 amino acids)
Source: RefSeq, a predicted model, not a curated record
CAUACUCGAAGCCAACUGACAAAACUUCUCUUCCAUAGCUAAACUCUCUCUCUCUCUCUCUCUCUAAACUGCAGCCAUGGCGAGUCCAGUUUGGGUUUUCGCAUCUCUCAUUUUCUUAAUUUCAGCUUCUGCUGCAAGUGCUCAGAGUAAAGUGACGGAUAACCCUGCUGAUGAGCUCGUGGCCGUGGUCAACGGCAAUCGAACAGCUAGCAAACUGUCGUCCUUGUACAGCAGCCAAGGCCUCGCGUGCAUUGCUCUCCAAUACAUCAAAGCGUACCAAGGGGACUGUGGUGCCGUAGGCGGACCAAAGGCCAAGAAACCGGCUGACUCUGAGUUUACUGAAACUUUUGCUCCCGUCUGCGGUGUUGUGGCCUCGACCCUCGCCCCCAUCACCGGCCGCCUACUGGGGUGCCAGUCGAAGUACCUGAAGCCGUCGGAGGCGUUUUCAGAGAUCUUGAUGAAAAACAACAAGAGCAUGGAGAUAGUUCAGAGCAAGAACCACACGGAGGUCGGUGCUGCUGUUAGUGGCUCGGACAGUGGCUCGUACUUUUGGUGCGUGCUGUUCAGUAGUGGGAAGUCGAACAGCAGCUUCGCAUUGGAAGGGACUACGGCCAAGAUAAGCCGGCCAGGAUGCUUCAGCGGCGCCAAUGAUGUGUGUAGUGGCGCUGCUUUGUCGAGGACGCCUCGUGUUUGGCCGGCCGCUGCGGCUGGUUUGAUUGCAUUGGCUUAUGCAUUUGGAUUUUGAGAUGAGAAUUAAAGAUUUUGAUAUACCAAAGCUCUUUGAAUUAUAUGCCACAGCCGCGGUCCGGCCCGGCCCGCCGCGUUAUUUAUGCCCUAACAUUGUCACUAAAUAUGUCAUUCCCUUUAAUACCUCACAUCAUUUUGUACUAAUUUCGUCCUUAAAUAACAUCUACAUGGUAUGUAUCCUAAAUUCAUGUAUUCUAGUAGGCGUAUUAGUGCAAGCAUCCUCUUUUUCGAUUUA